Molecule: messenger RNA, 1554 nt
Organism: Hirsutella rhossiliensis
Lineage: Eukaryota; Fungi; Ascomycota; Sordariomycetes; Hypocreales; Ophiocordycipitaceae
Product: major facilitator superfamily domain-containing protein
Exons: 4
Coding region: 1-1554 (517 amino acids)
Biological process (GO): transmembrane transport
Cellular component (GO): fungal-type vacuole membrane
Molecular function (GO): transmembrane transporter activity
Source: RefSeq, a predicted model, not a curated record
AUGGCUGCCUUGCUGGACGACCAGGAGAAGGCGGCCUUGCCGUCUGGCAGCCUCGAUGGCCGCUCGAGUCCGCUGCGUUCAAAAACGAAAAGGGUAUACGAAACUGGAGAGAGGAAAGGUCACAUUGUGGAUGGGGAACACGGCUCCAGGGUCGGCAGCAGACAUGGCCCUGCCGCCGAGGGGGCAGAGGAUUGCCAUGGGCGGUCGCGACGGGGUCAAGGCGGUCACGACGACGACGAUGACGACAAAGAGGAGGACGAGGAAGAUGCUGCCGUGGACAGACAGCCGAACAUCCUGGACCGAGUCUCGAGUCGCGUGACGUCGAGGUCGAGCGACGAGCUGAGCGCCCCUCCGGACGGGGGAUGGCUGGCCUGGUCUCAAUGCCUCGCCGGUCAUCUCGUCAUCUUCAACACCUGGGGCUGGGUCAACUCGUUUGGGAGCUUCCAGGCCUACUACACGGAGCUCCUGGUGCGGCCGCCCAGCGACGUGGCCUGGAUCGGCUCGCUCAACGUCUUCCUCAUCUUCUUCGUCGGUACGCUGACGGGCCGCCUGGUCGACGCCGGCCACUUCCGCCCCGUUUUCCUGGCCGGCACGGCGCUGCUGGCCCUCGGCGUCGUGUCCGUCUCGGUCUGCACUGCCUACUGGCACCUGAUGCUGGCGCAGGGCCUGUGCCUCGGCCUCGCCCACGGCUGCCUCUUCUGCCCGGCGCUGGCCGUCCUGGCCGCCUACUUUGACCGCCGCCGCGCCUUGGUCCUCGGUAUCGCGGCCUGCGGCAGCUCCACCGGCGGCCUCGUCUUCCCCGUCAUGGUCCGCCAGCUGCUGCCGGCCGUGGGCUUCGCCUGGACGGUGCGCGCCAUUGGCCUCGUCCAGCUCGCCACCAUGGCCGUGGCUAUUGUGCUGGUCCGCCCGAGGAUGAGUCCACGCAAGACGGGGCCCUUGAUUGAGUGGUCUGCUUUCAGCGAGCUGGGCUACAGCUUUUACGCCGCCGCCGCGUUUUUCAACUUUUGGGGCGUCUACUUUGCCUUCUUCUACGUCGCCGCCUUCUCGCGCGACGCCCUGCGGCCCGGAUUCUCAUACCCCGAGUCGCUCAACCUCCUGCUGCUGCUCAACGGCGCGGGCAUCAUCGGCCGUCUGGCGCCAAGCUACGCGGCGGACCUGGUGGGCGCCGUCAACGUCUUCAUCCCCGCGUCGGCCGCCGCCUCGGGUCUGGCGUUCGGCUUCAUCGGCGUCGACUCGCGCGCGGGGCUGUACGCCUGGGUCGUCUUUUACGGCAUCGCCGCCGCGGGGAUCCAGAGCCUGUUCCCGGCCGCCCUGUCCUUUUUGACGACGGACUUGCGCCGGCUCGGGGUCCGCAUGGGCAUGGUAUUUACCAUUGUCAGCUUCGCCGUGCUGACGGGGCCGCCUGUCGCCGGGGCCCUCAUUGCCGGCCCUGGCGGGUACGCAGCCGCCAAGGCCUUCGCUGGCAGCUCUAUUGCCGUCGGCUGCGGGUUUCUCGUCGCGGCAAAGGCUGCCAAGAUGAGCGCGACCGGUCAAGGUUGGACGGGAAAAACUUGA